This is a messenger RNA of Triticum aestivum (bread wheat), 615 nucleotides long. RefSeq names its product nucleolar protein 56-like. The transcript is spliced from 2 exons. The record is from RefSeq and is a predicted model, not a curated record. The coding region runs from base 124 to 615 and encodes 163 amino acids. NCBI's taxonomy places the organism in Eukaryota, Viridiplantae, Streptophyta, Magnoliopsida, Poales, Poaceae.
CAAAUGCUCAAUUGCUUCACGCAUUGACUGUUAUUGAGGUUAGUUGAAGGACUUUGUCUGCAAAGGUUAAACAUCCUGACUGCCUUUUUGUUUGUUUUCCUCACUGGGUUAUGAAUUCCAGAGAUGAGUAGCUCCAUUUUCAGUGAGAAACUGCGUGAACAAGUCGAGGAGACAUUAGACUUUCAUGACAAGGGUGUUGCACCACGCAAGAACCUUGAUGUAAUGAAAGCUGCAAUUGAGGGUAUGACCAACACAGUCUCAGAGGAGGACAAGGAGAAGGAGAAGGAGAACAGUGACAUGUCUGCCAAGAAAAGUAAGAAAAAGAAGUCCAAAUCUGAGGCUGAUGGUGACGCCAUGGAUCUUGAUAAGUCUGCCAAUACGGCCGCAGCAGAAGCUGAACCUGAGACAGAGAAGAAGGAAAAUAAAAAGAAGCACAAGCUAGAGGAGCCCCAAGAUCAAGAGAUGGCAGCCAAUGACGACGGCGAACAAGAGGAGCCCCAAGAAUCUUAUUUCGAAGUUGUUUCUCUCUGCACUGGGACACAUUUUGAGGUCUAUAAUCUAGAAGAGCAUGAAUUGAGGAGCCCUGCUUUUCAUAUCAUGAACAAGAUGUAUUAA